Messenger RNA from Meleagris gallopavo (turkey), 4976 nucleotides. It is a transcript of the gene N4BP2L1, whose product is annotated as NEDD4 binding protein 2 like 1. The record is from RefSeq and is a predicted model, not a curated record. NCBI's taxonomy places the organism in Eukaryota, Metazoa, Chordata, Aves, Galliformes, Phasianidae.
CGUGCCGUGCGGAGUCGAGCCGAGCCGUGCCGUGCCGUGCCGUAUGGAGGAGCAGCUGCUCCGCGCUCUGGGGGGCUCAGCCUGCAGCCCCCGCCCCGCCGCUCCCCGCGGCGCUUCGGCAAAACGCUCGUGCUGCUGCGGGGCCUGCCGGGCUCCGGGAAGAGCACGCUGGCCAGACAGCUGAAAUGUGACUAUCCCAGUGCUGUAGUUCUUAGUACUGAUGACUUCUUUUCUAGAAAUGGUGUAUAUGUGUUUGACCCUGACUUCCUAGAGGAUGCACACAAAUGGAACCAAAAGAGAGCACGCAAAGCAAUGAAAAAUGGGAAAAGCCCGGUUAUUAUUGAUAAUACCAACAUCCAUGCUUGGGAAAUGAAGCCAUAUGUGAUGAUGGCACGUGAAUAUAGCUAUGAAGUUAUAUUCCGAGAACCAGCUACGCCCUGGAAGUUCAAUGUUCGAGAACUGACGAGAAAAAAUAUCCACGAUGUCCCUCAACAAAAGAUACAACAGAUGAAAGAACAAUAUGAGCAUUAUGUUACCUUCCAUAGUGUUCUUCACUCUGAAAAACCAAGCAGAGAAGACCGAAGCUCCCCUGGACCAAAUGCAGCCUAUGGCCUGGGUGCCUGUGCCACUCCCCCUGCAGCCUUCCCAAGCAGAAGACCUCGCAUGGCACAUACAAACAACUCGGUGUUUUACUGAAGAGGUGCAUUCCUCUGUGUGCUUUCAUUAUCAGGGUAUAACAGUGUCUAGUUUUACAUAUUUUCCUCCUAAACUAUUUUAUUCUUCUAUUUUUCUACUACUUUUCUAAAUGAGACUUUUAUAUCUGAAGUCAUUAAGUGUCACUCCAAUCUGAGUGAUCCAAGACCACUGUCCCUUGCACAAACUGUACAACCUCGUCUCUUCCUUUGCUGAAAUCCAUUCAUGCUCAUGGCGAAAUGUGUUACUGGCUGAGCCUCACAUUUGUUUUUCCUUCAUUGCUCUUUCACCUACAGAUAACACCAAACAUUCCUAGAUUCUUACAGACUGCGUUGCCAAUUCCUUCCCUGUGCAGUGGUCACCUGCUAUUCUACUACUCUAUGAUUUUAUGCAUCUUCCCACUCCUCGUCUGGAGCAUCGCUUCUAGCUUUAAGAGAGAUACAAGCACUAAGAUACUGUAGCUAGAUUUGAUCUUCUGCAUCUAUACAUCUGCUGCCUGGAGUUAUGCUAUUCUUACCUUAGCUCUAAUGCACCCAAACAGCAUCUCCAGCAUCAAGGAGAAAAACUUCAACACACCAAACUGUGCCUUUAAUUUUGUAGAGUUGGACUGCCAGAGGAAGCAAUCCUGAAGGGAACACAAGCAUUAGGUGAGCACUCAUUAACUUUGAGAAGGAAUGGCAUUACAGAAACAGCUCUAAAUAGCUGUAGCACAAGGCUACCAAGUACCUGACCUUGGAAGUACACACUACAUUCCACUGAGUAACAACUUAAGAAAGGGCAGGGAGGGAGAGUGGAAGGGAAAAGUGUUUCUAAGGGAGAAAUCAAGUCCUUCCACUAUCAAGUGGCUGAAUGAGAGGAAGCAGCCAUCCUGCAGGAGUUUUAUCUGUAUUUUCAAACCCUACUCAUAUGUGCUUAUCAAGAAGCCUCAUGAAAUGAGAUGCUAAAACUCAGCUUUAGUGAUGGUAGUUUUUAAAGUAGAUAUAGAACAUCAGACAGCAGUAAUAGAGCAGGAUGGUAGCAAGCAAGCUGCUUUGCAGUAGGAAAUGAAGGCAGCUCACCCUGAACAUUAGGAGACCUGGGGGUAGCUGUGAUUCAUCUAGCAGUUCAUGGUCAGAGAAGUGUAAGGUGUAAAGGAACACAUUAUGCCUGUGUAAGAACGAGGCUGCCUGUAGGACUCUGUAUCUAUUACUAAUACCUUCGUAUGUCAUUCUGCUAUGAAUCAAACUUUCAUCAUUAUGGCUGCUUUCUAAAACCUUUUUAAGAACUAUAUAGAAAGUUUUAAAGAAGAAGGUACAGAAUUACGCCAGAAUUGCAGAGGAAUAUUUCAGAAUAAAACUGCUGUAACUGGUUACAAUAAACUUGGAGAACUGUUAAUUUUGCCUUGUUACUCCUGGCAGCCAAACAACCACUCUGAUGCUAUUGAGGAUAAGAAAAGUGCUUGAGACUGAAACAAAGGCACUACUGUAAUUUAAGAAUAAGUUAGAAUCAAAGUAAUGGGUUAUAAAACCUUCAGCCACAGCGAUGCUAUUGUAUGCUACAUGUUUGUGCCAUUCAACUCUAAAUUACUUGCUUUGCAGAUGAAAUGCUGUUUCAUGAAUUUUGUAAAGUAACUUUAUUACAAUCAGGCUUUAAUGUACAAAGUAAAAACAUUUAAGUUUGAAAUAUACACAGUACUGUACACGUGCAUCUAGUAGCAUUUGCGGGAUUUGUGCCUUUGCAGCCCCCUGCGGAUUGAUAACAAACCCUCACGUUCCUCUGUGUCCUUCUGGAGAGCAUCAGCUCCUUCAGAGCUGCUUUUCAACAAACUGUUUGCUUCCUUAGCAGAUCUGGAACUAUUUUUGGAUGAAAGAUCACCAGAUAAAUUAGUAGCCCUCGUAUCACCAGAUAAGUUAGAAGCCCUCGUACUGUCUUCAUUUACAUAAUCCAUCUUCUUUUCUUCUGGUACAGUAUUUAUGAGUGCUUGUGUAUUAAUCAUUGCAAGUUCUUCAUCAGCAACCAGGUCGUUAUCAGAAAGCUGGACGGCUUCUCUCAGUUUUCUGCCAGGGGUGACACAACCAGCAUUUGGGUUUGUUUCUUUUGAUAACUUGCUGUGCUGUGAGCCCAAACUUCGCGGAGGCCGAAAGGCCUUUUUCACAGAGGGAGAAAUGAUGGAACAGACGGGUGUCAGUGAUGGAGGGGCAGGUAUGCAGCUAAGGAAGUCCAUUGCUUUUCUCUUUUUGCUGUUUCUGGGAUGGUUCUCAUUACUUAGAGCAGAUGAAGGCGUUAUUGCUGAGCCUUGUGGGAAAAGCUUUGUAUUUGGUGUGCUAGCUGACAAGGGACUCGGAUGCUUCAUUUCAAUUUUGGAAGAGAUCUAGUUAAAAAGAGAGAAAUUUUAUGUUGAAUAAAAAACCCAUUAUCUUCCUCAAUUACUUCCAUACAGCAGGGAAAAAAUGGAUACAAAAAAUGCUGUAUAAUUCAUAUCCAGGUUACCUUUGGUUUGAUAACUUCUGAGAGUGACCAAUGGUUUUUUUCACCAUAUUGAUGGCUGGUGAGUUCAUUUACAUGCACACUAAGACAGCACAUUCACACUAUGUCUGAGAUCAAACCUAAAUGGAGAGGAAUUUUGCUAUGCCAGAUGGUAAGAAUUCAAAGUGGUCACUAUAAAAUUGAGUUAACUGAGUCUUCUGCACUGGAAAUAUCCUCUACGGGUUAUUAAAUAGGGAAGAAUGAAGAAAAAGAAGGAAAAGGGAUAGAACACAGACCAAAACCCAUGAAGAUAAUAGCACACAAACACACAGGAUAGCUACUACACAGCAAAUCAUUUAAACACGUGCAUAACUUAAAAACACCUUCAAUGCUCAUUUGUUUCAAUUUGGUCAAUGUAUUUAACAAACUGAUGUGUACCACUAAAGCUUCAGCAUCAAAUAUUAGCACUUUCUGCACUGGAAAGGGAUGCCUUACAGACUUAUUUAGUCCUCAUUUAUUGACCUUUUAUCACUGUGUUUCCACCUCCCUCACAACCAGUGGGAGGAAAUAUUUUUAUUCUGACUGCACUCAGUACUGCACAUGAGGAACAACCUGUCUCCAGCAGCCUUAAAAGAAACUUAGAGUAGUGUUUUACUCAGCUUUUGGUAGUGCUGCUGUAAAAUGCAAAUAUUUGCAAGGUGAUACAUAUUCCCUCUCAAAUCUAUGAAAUAUCUACAUCUAUAGAGAUAUCUAGAAGAAAAGACACGGAAGUUCUCUGAACAAGGGCACACAUGGAAGAAAGAUGUACAGAUGAAGAAUUUUCCUCCCAGUGAUGUCAGACUCACAGAAUCACUGAGGUUGGUAAAGUCCUCUAAGAUCAUUCCAUUCCAAUCGUCCACCUACCCCCAAUAUUUCCCAUAAACCACGUCCAUCAGUACAACAUCUAAAUGUUUCUUGAACACCUCCAGGGUCGGUGACUCCACCACCUCCCUGGGCAGCCUGUUCCAGUGUCUGACCACUCACUUGGAGAUUUGUCAGAUAAUCUUCACAAUAGGACUGAGGAAGUAAUAAACCAUCCACAGAGAAAGGAGGAUUCAUUUUCCUCAUGUAAAAUUCAGAGUGUUUAAAGUAUGCUGUUGAAACACAGUCCAUGAAGGGUAUUUUCCAUAUAUUGCCUAUAGGAAGACUAGUCUAGGGAUUUCUUUCUGAGUAACAAUCCUAACCCACACAAGGGUUUCAUUGCAUCUGAUCAGCUUGCAUUGCUCUGAAGAGACCCUGUGGGGCAGACUGAGACCAUCAGUAAAAAAAAAAAAAACUGCUUAUAUCCUUACAGUACAUCAUAGUAGUAUAAAAUUAAGACUAAUUACGAGUAGCUUACCGAACUUUCAUCCUCUGCAUAAAGGCCUGAGUUGCAGGAAGGAGAAAAGCAUUCCAAACCACAUUUUUUUAGGUAAAAAUGGGUGUAAGUGAGCAAUUUCUUUGAAGCAAAUUCAUCAAUUUCCUUUCUGCAUCAGAGCAAAAGGAGUCCACAUUCUAUAAAGCAGAACACAUUACAGUGCAUGACAGCUGUUUCUAAAAUUAUCUAAGUAUUCCAUGCUCACAGCCUAACUAUUUAGUAUUUGUUUUCUUGCUACACGUCCACCAGAAGUUUAUUGUACAUCCAGUCAACAACUCAGAAGUCUGCUGCACUUUCCCUGGAAGAAAAUACACCUUCCUUUUACUGUUUACAAAAAAAAUACAUAUGUAAAAUUUUUUGUGCAAUAAAGUGAGAAUGCAUGACCAAGAUGUUCUAUUUGGCACAGCUAAAUUUGAAAUUAAGAAUAAAUAAAUAAAAUCAA